Molecule: messenger RNA, 1268 nt
Organism: Eurytemora carolleeae
Lineage: Eukaryota; Metazoa; Arthropoda; Copepoda; Calanoida; Temoridae
Exons: 2
Coding region: 217-1221 (334 amino acids)
Source: RefSeq, a predicted model, not a curated record
UCCACUCCGAGAAGAGCACUUCCUCCAACCGCCUGCUGCCCCGCAAACCACGGUUCUUCAGUGCUCGAGAAACUGCGGAGAAAGCGGGAAAUCCCCGGACACGGAAUCAGUAGCAGAGUACACAACGGUAGAGAAGGACAAAAAGUGCUGAACUUAAAAUUGUGGAUUUGACAGAAGCUGACUAAAAUCGGACUUGAAAAAAAGUUUAAAUAAAAAAUGGCAAUACCCGUCCCAAAACAGCAGAGAAGGAGAGUACGAAGAUCUUCAAUCGCAAAUAUACCCACUAGACAGGUUGAUUUUGAGGAUUUAAGUCUGAGUUCAAGAGUCCUGUAUUUAACCAUGUACGAGACUUGGAAACUUCUCCGAACCCUACUCUCUGACUUGGAAGAGAAAAAGGAGGAGGAGGGGAGGGAGGAGAGAUAUGGACAGGAGAGAAGAGAAGUGGUGAAUAAUAUGAUAGAUCUCAGGAAUCGUAGACAGCCAAGAGAACCUGGAUAUGCUCGUGAUUUAGGUCGGGAGAAGAGAGAAAUGAAAACAGAAGGACGGAGACAAGAAGAAGACCAGGACCAAGAUAUCUCCGCCGAAGAAUUGAUCAAACUUCUCCGCAAUCUCAACCAAACCCCACACCAGAUCCCGGAAUUAGAAUCGUCCAAACCUGUAGUACUUGAACGUAAUCCUGGAGUCAAUAUAAAACCGGAAGUUGGACUUCCUGACUGUAUUCCUGUUUCCUACAGGAGACCAAACCAGCUUCCUGAUCUGGUGAACAGGAAAAAAUCUGUUUUUAGAUUAGACUCUCAAUGGAUACAUAACGCCCCUGGAGGGGAGCCAAGGAGCCCUGAGGGGUUCAACAGUUCAGGGCCAAACAGGGGUCCUGUUAGUCGAAGAUGGUCUUACUCAGGGGCCCGGCAGAGCUAUGAUGAGGGGGAUGGGGGCAGAAUGGAGAAGGGGGUUCAAGGGGGUUCUGAAAGAACCUGGAGACAAUGUGGAGAUGAUCUAAACCGUCUUUCUCCUAGAGAUGAACCCUACACACCUCUUCACAGAACCCAGAGCUUGAGAACACCCUGCAGGACGGAUUCAAGAUCUCAGGGUAGGAGAUACACCACUGAUACAGCUCCAGGGAACAGGGUGAUCAGGAAGAAAUCUGUUCUCUCCGAUAUAUUCGUAGUUGCUACUCUAGCAGGAGCCUACUAUUGUAUAAACAAGAUUAAAUCUUGGAUUUGAUAUUAUCUAAUGUAUUAUAUAUCAGCUAAUUAUAUAUUUAUAUAUAU